GGCCCUUGCGGGGGCUCUGGACUAGAGCCGGCUUCGCUGUCAGGUGGCAGAAGCAGCUCCUACGCGGUCCCCACCGCCCCCGCCGCCCACUCCUCGCCCGUCGUCCUCUGCGGCGGGGCGAGCUCACUGCCCUGGAUCCUGGUCGGGCGCCCAGACGGAGACAGGGGAAGGGCAGUAUUUGCGGAAACGUGGGGCCAAAGUCGGAGGGCUUCCCAGGAAGAAGGGAAGGUCAGCGGCCUGGGCGGUUGUCUUUGAGAUUCCGAGGUCGCCCAAGCCGGCGCCUCGGGCCGGCCCCACUGCGCCCUCCCCUCCCACCCUCUUCUUCCUUCCUUGCAGCCCGGUUUGGGGAUGUGGUCCUUGCUGCUCUGCGGGUUGUCCAUCGCCCUUCCACUGUCUGUCACAGCAGAUGGAUGCAAGGACAUUUUUACGAAAAAUGAGAUGCUUUCAGCAAGACAGCCUUUUGCUUUUAAUUGUACAUUCCCUCCUAUAACAUCUGGGGAAGUCAGUGUAACAUGGUAUAAAAAUUCUAGCAAAAUCCCAGUGUCCAAAAUCAUACAGUCUAGAAUUCACCAGGACGAGACUUGGAUUUUGUUUCUCCCCAUGGAAUGGGGGGACUCAGGAGUCUACCAAUGUGUUAUAAAGGGUAGAGACAGCUGUCAUAGAAUACAUGUAAACCUAACUGUUUUUGAAAAACAUUGGUGUGACACUUCCGUAAGUGGUUUACCAAAUUUAUCAGACGAGUACAAGCAAAUAUUACAUCUUGGAAAAGAUGGUAGCCUCACAUGUCAUCUGCACUUCCCGAAGAGUUGUGUUUUGGGUCCGAUAAAGUGGUAUAAGGACUGUAACGAGAUUAAAGGGGAGCGGUUCACUGUUUUGCAAACCAGGCUUUCGGUGAGCAAUGUCUCAGCAGAGGACAGAGGGAACUACGCAUGUCAAGCCAUAUUGACAUACUCAGGGAAGCAGUACGAGGUUUUAAAUGGCAUCACUGUGAGCAUCAGUACCACCCUGAUUGUGGACUGCAAUAUAACAGACACGAAGGAUAAUACAAAUCUACGAUGCUGGAGAGUCAAUAACACUUUGGUGGAUGAUUACUAUGAUGAAUCCAAACGAAUCAGAGAAGGGGUGGAAACCCAUGUCUCUUUUCGGGAACAUAAUUUGUACACAGUAAACAUCACCUUCUUGGAAGUGAAAAUGGAAGAUUAUGGCCUUCCUUUCAUGUGCCACGCUGGAGUGUCCACAGCAUACAUUAUAUUACAGCUCCCAGAUGGGAAGCUGUAUGAUGCCUAUGUCUUAUACCCCAAGCCCCACAAGGAAAGCCAGAGGCAUGCCGUGGAUGCCCUCGUGUUGAAGAUCCUGCCUGAGGUGUUGGAGAGACAAUGUGGAUAUAAGUUGUUUAUAUUCGGCAGAGAUGAAUUCCCUGGACAAGCUGUGGCCAAUGUCAUCGAUGAAAACGUUAAGCUGUGCAGGAGGCUGAUUGUCAUUGUGGUCCCCGAAUCGCUGGGCUUUGGCCUGUUGAAGAACCUGUCGGAAGAACAAAUCGCGGUCUACAAUGCCCUGAUCCAGGACGGGAUGAAGGUUAUUCUCAUUGAGCUGGAGAAAAUCGAGGACUACACAGUCAUGCCGGAGUCAAUUCAGUACAUCAAACAGAAGCACGGUGCCAUCCGGUGGCAUGGGGACUUCACGGAGCAGUCACAGUGUGUGAAGACCAAGUUUUGGAAGACAGUGAGAUACCACAUGCCACCCAGAAGGUGUCGGCCGUCUCCUCCGGUCCAGCUGCCACAGCACACACCUUGCUACCGCACCGCAGGUGAGCGGGUGGGAGGACACGAGGUUCAUCAUGCACUGAUGGAGGGUCUAUCAUUGCGCGGUGGCUCACAGCUGGAGGAGGACACAUUUCAUCGGGGCCGUCCACUCUGAAGCUGGCAGUUGCAUACUAGUGAGAGGGUCUGUUGUGUUUGUUGUCAUUUGUUUGCUUCUAUCAGAGCUGCUUCUUCAGGGAAAGACACGGCUUCUGCAGAAGGCCCUCUUUAGCCUAUGGGCUUAUUGACACAUGCCCACUCACUGAGGCCUGGAUGGAUACAGUACUUGGGCCCCUUGAGAACAGGACAUGGAGGGUUUUAGAAAUGGCAGUGGACAUGCCCGGAAGUUUGCCCAUGAUGUGGCACCCAUGGAGUCUGAGAUGGGAGCCUGUGCUGUCGAGGGACCACAGGAGGGCAGUCUAGCACCAGGAGAGGGUUGGCAAGGAUAGCAGUAUUUGUCCAUGCCUGUCCAGUGUCCGCAGGGCCCUGUGCUCGGGGGUCAUUUGCUGUGUCUGCGUCUCUCUCGUUCUGCCAGUGCAGACAAAGAGCUGUGACCACAGCCUUAGCACUGUGCUUCCAGAAGCGAGUCGAAAGUCACCUAGACCAGUGGGGACCCAUGGGUGUGGCCAUGACUACCUCUUAGUCACCCUUCCAUGCUUAGAGCAGCUUUAUCUGUCAAACAAAAGCAAGCAGGAAUUCCUUUCCUUUCCUUUUUAGACACACGUCAACCAGAAUUCUGAGCAGCCUGUGAGAGACACAAUUAGCACACAGAUGAUAGAAUUCUAGUCCAAGCAAGGCAAAGUCAGUUUCCAAUGAGCCAGUGUGCCCUUGUCACAGGCCAAUUUAUAACUUAAUGAUUCACAAAGAUUUUUAAUACUAAAAAUUAGCUGUAAACCCUCAUCAUUUUUUUCCAAGACCCUGGCCUGAGGGAAUUAGGCAUAGCUCAACCCUCUGAAGCUGUGGGAUGUUGACACUGAGACUUAGUAAGCAGUCAGUGGGGGCUGGAAGGGAGUCAGCCCUGAGAGCCAGCCGGCAGGGGCGAGAGGGGGAGCCAGAGAAUGUCAGGAGGCCUGUGGCCCUGGGAUGGCGUGGGGAGCAGGGUGGGUCGGGAGGCGCUGUGCUCUUAUUCAUAGGCGGUGGGUGGUGCCCAUUGUGGGAUGGACUUUCAGGUGCUAAGGAGCCUGCUCCUGUCUUUGAAGAAUUUAUGUUCCAAGGUGACCUCACAUUACACAUUUGUUCAGCAUCCUAUGGAGGCCUCGACUUGACAUUGGUCCACUCUUUAUUUAACAUUUGCUUUUUAAAUUUUUUAUUUUGGUAAACUAUAUGAACAUAAAAUUUACCAUUUUAACAAUUUUUAAAUGUAUAGUUCAGUGGCAUUAAGUACAUUCGCCUUUGUGCAGCCAUCACCACCAUCCAUUCCAGAAUUGUUUCAUCCUCUCAAGCUGAAAUUCUGUGCCCAUUAAGCUAUGCCUCCCCAUUGCCUUCCCAUUGCCUCCCCAUUGCUCUGAGGUAGGACAUAAAAUACAUUUUAAGAAUAACAGCAUUAAAAAAUGGCUAACAUAAUUCAUUACUACUAUUACAUUUUUGAUACUUUUCAAUAAAAAGAAAGUAGAGACACAUAUUGGAAAGAGGGAAGCUUUUUGACUUAUAAAACUCCAGUUAAAGAAUUCACCAAGAGUGCUGGUCUCCGGGAAGUCAGAGGUUUCCAGAAAAUACCUUUUCUUUUGACGGGUCAGCUUUCUGUUUUGCUGACAGCCUCGACUGAUGUCCUGUGAGUGUGGUCAUUCGCUUAUAAAUAAUUAAUUGCUAGAGAAUCCAUUUUCUAAAAUUCGCAGGCACACCCUUCAGAGAGGACACAUCCCCGCACCUCUCCCACUCUCCCCACACUGCAGCUGCCUCUGGCUCCCUCCAUCCUGCAGAGGGAAAUGGCUGGGAAGGAAGGGGAAGGGUGCUGAGAUGCCCUCAAAUCUGAAUAGGGUGGGGGUAUUCCCCAAAUCCUCACCAAACCACGAGCCAGUGACCAUUCACCCAUUGCGGUCCAGAUCUUAUUGCACCAGGGUUAGUCAAGCGGCCAGAGGUGGUGCCCACUGCCCUCAUGGGGUUUCCUGGCAUGGCCUGGUUUCAUAUGCACUUCACAGAAGGAAGGGGGAAGCGUCCUCAGCCCGUCUGCAGCCACCCUGCCCGCUCCAGCACUGCAGGCAGCCUCCAGAGACCAGCCCAGAGAAGAGAACAGCAGCGAGUGAGGAGACAGAGUGCGGAACAGAUCAGUAACGCCCAUUUUCCUCUUGGGUGCAACAGGACAAACAGCCUGUUUUAAUUAAACUAGCAAAUCCUCCAUGAGGAAUGACGACUCCCAUGUUGGAGAGAGAAAUCGAGAUGCAAAGAAACUUUUUAAAGUUCUACUAAUUCCUAAUGAAAUAAUAGGGAUGCAAUGCAGCAAGAAUACAAAUAAUUAAAGUAAGUAGCCUGGCAUCACCGCUGACAUGUAGGCAGGUUGGCAGGUAACAGCUCUGCUCAUGGUCUCAAGUCCAAGUUUGUAUAAGAAAGGAAGUUUAAGAGUUCAAUGGCUAAGGGACAAAAAGGUAGUUUAUAGGAAAGCUGAAGGCCACCCUCAAUUCUCUCCCGUUUCUCCAGCUGGGCUUGGUGCAAAUAUGAGGUCAGUGGGGUCCUAUCCCUAGUCCUUUGUGGGGUGGGCUUCAGAAUUCUACUCCAAGCAAAGUGAAGUCCGUUUCCAAGGAGUCAGUGUGUCUUCAUCACAGGCCAAUUUAUAAUUUAAUGAUUCACAAAGUUUUUUAAUACUAUGAAUUAGCUGUAAACCCUCAUCACUCCUUUCCAAGACCCUGGCUUGAGGGAAUUAGAGACUCCCCUGGGAAUCCCCAGGGGCUGACCUGGAGGUAGGGCUGAGAGAGGAGACUGGACCAGAGAGGUGAAAUACAGGUGCUGAGUCGCUGGGUUAUCUUUACAUUCACCUUCCUAUAAUGACUGAGUCAGCCACAAAACCCACUUCCUUUGGUAUCUCCCCUCAAAUACCCUGAGUCGGCUCGUGAGAGAGGCCCUGGGAGAGACCCAGUCACGUAAAUAAAGGGCCCAGGAAGGUGUGAUCUUUCCCCGGAGGACCCAAGCAAGAUGAAGAUAUACAUGCGAAAAGUGCUUGGCAAACCGUGGGAUGCCGUGAGGAGCUGGCCUGCCAAAAUAUGGAACGUGCUCAGGGAGCCUCAGCCCCCAGGGCCCCCCACACCCAUCAGCACCCCAUAGUGACGCAGACCACUUCCUGCCACGUCACGGUUGGUUGACCUUUCCUCGGCACUUGGUCCUGUUUUUUAUUUAUAAACUUCCCUCCAACACAUGCUUGUUUGGUAUUGAUCUGGGGCUGUGUAAAGUGGAAAAUUCCUUCCUGGUUUCCCUGAAGAACAGAGGCUGUUCCAGAUGAGUUCUGGAGUGAGCUACAGAGGGUGACCAUGGCUCUAGGAGCGGUGGCUGCUGGGUCUGAAUGUUAGAGGCUACACAUCUCCAGUGGUAUUAUUCUGGGAGAUGGGAACUCUGUGUGUGGAUGGCCCCUCCCAUACACCCAGGGACUUCUGAGAAAUGCUGCUGUUCACCAAUACAAUUCCACCCUCAUCUCCUGGGCUGUCCCUGGAGAGGGGCUCUCCACUUGAGAAGCACCUCAGAGCCCUGGCUCUUGUCAUCCAAAUUCACCUUUCCUCUGGGGCUUUUAUAGGAAAAGUGACAGUUGCCACUGCUCACCUGUGAUGCUCUGGCGUAACCACCUUGCAAAGAUAACCCAAGAGAAAUGGAAGCCUCAGGGAUAUACCAGCAGAUGAACUGACGGCAAGGUAGAGGUUUUCGCAUUCCCAUGGCAGGUUUCCUCCUCAGCCCCCAUCUCCCACCACAUCAGAAAAGGAGUAAAUAGAUCUUUCCUGAUUUCAGGCCCAAAACUAGGCUCAAGAAGAAAGAAGCGUACUCUCACGACUGGCUAAGAGUUGCUGGACUGACACCUAUGGCUGGAAGAUGACUUGUUUUGCUCCACAUCUCCUCAUUCCUACACCUAUUUUCUGCUGCAGGAUGAGGCUAGGGUUAGCGUUCUAGACACCCGGUUGAGCUCAGGCUUAGAGAAGAGGACGAUAGGAUAAGAGCUGGGGCCAUCCCCAUGUCAUGGUGGGUGAGAGCUGGGGGUAUCCUUAUGUCAUGGUGGGUGAGGGCUGGGGGCAUCCCCAUGUCGUGGUGGGUGAGAUCUGGGGGUCAUCCCCAUGUCAUGGUGGGCUAAGCCCCAUAUGGAAGCCUGUGCUUGGAUAGUGUAUGCCCUUUCCGCUGUUUUUCCACAAUGAACGAUUAAACUGUAAAUGUUAAAAAGUCAGUAAUUUGUGAAAUAAAUUUUAUUCUCAUUUGAGCAACAUAAA
Molecule: messenger RNA, 6196 nt
Organism: Symphalangus syndactylus (siamang)
Lineage: Eukaryota; Metazoa; Chordata; Mammalia; Primates; Hylobatidae
Gene: IL36R
Product: interleukin 1 receptor like 2
Biological process (GO): regulation of inflammatory response; signal transduction
Molecular function (GO): interleukin-1, type I, activating receptor activity
Source: RefSeq, a predicted model, not a curated record